Messenger RNA from Trichobilharzia regenti, 557 nucleotides. The record is from the annotation of a GenBank genome assembly. Lineage: Eukaryota; Metazoa; Platyhelminthes; Trematoda; Strigeidida; Schistosomatidae.
ACGUUAGGUGGUUUCACAAGAUAAGUAAUGUUGACGUUAGGCGUAGAGUGUUGGGCAAAGAGGGAAAAUCAAUUGACGAGGCUAUAAAGUUACAUAGAUUUAGAUGGUUAGGUCACGUGCUGCGCAUGCCUAACCAUCGCCUCCCCCGACGGGCUUUGCUAGCUGAUAUAGGUGCUGGUUGGAAAAGAGCCAGUGGUGGCCAAACAAAAACAUGGCAUCAAUCCAUGAAAUCCUUGACAGUUAAACUGAGUCAGGUAGGGAGAUGCAGACUUCCGGGUUGGGACCCUCGGGAUUCUAGGAAUCAAUGGCUGGAGACAAUAGGUGACAUGGCUCAAAAUCGUUGUCAAUGGCCAGCGCAGAUGUAUUCAGUCUCUGUAAUCUUUCAUAUUCCUUUCUACCAUUACCCACUCUGCUUCGCUCUUAUACUUGUCAAACUCUGUUGAUUCUCUUCACUCUUCUUGUUAUUCUUAAUGUGCUAUUUGGAACGUGGCAACUCGAACUGGUGCACUUCGGUGCCAAGUUCUAUGUUGAAUCCAGACAGACAGAUUAUCAUGGGG